GCUCAUCCCGAUCUUGUUCUCUCUGCGCUGCAGAAAUCCCUGAGGACUCUCCAGUUGGAAUACCUGGAUCUAUAUCUCAUCCACUGGCCAAUCAGUGCAAAGCCAGGAAAAUUAAAGUUGCCAAUCCCCCAAGAGGAGCUUCAACUAAUGGAUUACAAGUCAGUAUGGGGUGCCAUGGAAGAGUGUCAAAGGCUUGGCCUCACCAAGUCUAUUGGUGUCUCCAACUUCUCUUGCAAGAAGCUUGAAAACAUAUUCUCCUUUGCCACCAUCCCCCCAUCCGUGAAUCAAGUGGAGAUGAACCCUCUCUGGCAACAAAAGAAGCUAAGGGAAUUCUGCAAGGCCACAAAUGUAAUUGUUACAGCCUAUUCGCCUUUGGGAGCAAUUGGCACUUGGUGGGGCUCCAAUCAUGUUUUGGAUAACGAAACACUAAAAGAGAUUGCUAAAGCUCAUGGAAAGACUGUUGCUCAGGUUUCUCUGAGAUGGUCGUAUGAGCAAGGAGCAACUUUUGUGGUUAAGAGCUUCAACAAGGAGAGGAUGAAGCAGAAUUUGCAGAUAUUUGAUUGGGAAUUAACCAAGGAGGAUCACAAGAAGAUCAACCAGAUUCCGCAACGGAGGUUCUGGCUUAAUGAGGGAUUCAUCUCCCCUAAUGGACCCUUCAAAACCCUGGAUGAACUCUGGGAUGGUGAGCUUUAGACCUUAAAUUGGUUUCAUAUUUCAGACAAAUGUGAGUAUAUGCGUGCCGACAUUAUGGGAAGAUCCUCAGUGAAUUUGUUAGGACACUUGGUCUUAGUAGUUUGUAUGUUAGCUUGGAUUUGGCAAUCCCAUAUUACGUUAGGGACUAUUUGGGGUGAAUAUUUUCUGUAUGAAUAAAUAAUCUGUUCCGUG
Molecule: messenger RNA, 885 nt
Organism: Rubroshorea leprosula
Lineage: Eukaryota; Viridiplantae; Streptophyta; Magnoliopsida; Malvales; Dipterocarpaceae
Source: the annotation of a GenBank genome assembly